Molecule: messenger RNA, 3075 nt
Organism: Prorocentrum cordatum
Lineage: Eukaryota; Dinophyceae; Prorocentrales; Prorocentraceae
Source: the annotation of a GenBank genome assembly
AUGGCCGACUCCAUGGACGACGAUGCGUGCCUUCGCGAUCUCGCCAUGGCAGCAAAGCAGAACAAGGGCGCUGCCACGGUGCCUCCGCCACAGGACAGCUCCAGCAGCCCCGAUCGCGGGCGCCCGGCAGUUCGGCAGCCCCGCAUGCAGUUGCGCCGAACAGCCCCAGCGGCUACUGAGGCUGUGGGCGCGGGCCCCGCUGGAGAUAAGGGGCGAGGCAAAGGGCGAGGCAGCGGGCAGAAAGGCGAGGCGCCUGAGGCCGUGCGAAAGCGCCCUGCGGCGAAAGGCCGCGCGGACAGCGAGCCCCCGGUCAUCGGCCACGAGCCCAGGGGGCGUCGCCAGGUCGCGGCGCGUCCCCAGCCAGACAACGGUAGGCCAGCGGCGGCCGCCGAUGUUGGCGAGAGCGGGGCGCGCUGUUCAGGCGCGAAGGCUCCGCCUGACAGAGUAGAGGAGAGGCCUGACUCUGAUGCGGAGGAGAUGGAUGCGAAGGGUAAGAAGGGCACAAAAGAAAAGCAGCAUAAGGAUAAGCAUCAUAAGAGUGACAAGAAAAACCAUCACAAGAAGGAUAAGAAAGAUAAGAAGGAUAAGAAGGAUAAGAAAGCGCAAAAAGCGAAGAAGGAGAAGCCGCCUUGCGACGCCGAGAAGGGCGCGGGCGGCAAUAUGCCAGCAUUGGGGCAGGUUGCCUCUGGCUCGGCAGGGGAUAGCUCGCUCGCAGCGAGCGUCGAGGCGGCGGACCGCGAGGCCGCCGAGUCGAGGGCGUCGAAGGUAGCACCGCAGGGGGUGCUUCCGAUGCACACGGCGGCGGUGGCGGAGCCGACCGCGGGGCUGCCGCUGCCCCCUGUGGCGUUGUUCGGCGCGCCCGUGUCAGCUCGCCGCCAGGCCCGGGAGACUCCGCCAGCGGGCUUGAUGCAGAGCCAGGUCGCUCUCGGCUUGCCUGGCGUGGAGCGGGCCGACGCAGCGCCCAGCUCGAACGACGCGGCCUCCGUCGCGGCGCACGGCAGCAUCGCUUCCGCCGCUUGUUCGGCGGCGCCAGGCCGCGGGCCGUGCUGUGCUAUCUGCCGGCCUGCUGGGGCGAUCGAGUGCAACGACGAGUUCUGCUUGUGCCACGCGCUCGCCAUGCUCCCACUACCUGCAGAUGAGCCCGUGGUCGAGGCCCCGUCGCCGAUGGUGGAGUGGCCGACGCCGCCUGGGGACAACGCCGACGCGAUGGAAAUGGAGCGCAUGGAUGCAGCCUGCUUCAGCUCGUCGUCCGGCCGCGGCCUGGCAGAUGCCCCAGCUGCGCUGCCCAGCCACGGCCCAGCAGAUGCCUCGGCUUCGCCGCCCACGCUGCUCGACAGGGUCGGCACCAAGGCCGACGUCGACGCCAUGCUCCCGGGCCUGCCCCAGGGCCUGCCAGCCUUCGCCUCGGGCGCGGGCGUCAUCAGCCUGGGCAAGGACGAGGACGACGGCCCCGCCCUGGUGGUCGGCAGCACCGACAGCGAGUGCGAGCUGGUCGACCAAAGUGGGCAGGAGCGCGCUGACCCCGUGGUCGGGGGGGGAGAGUGGACGCCCACGACUUACCUCGAGGAGCUAGUCGACCAGAUCGUGUCUGCGAUGGCCGCGGAGACGCUGAUGGAGUUCUUGGGGUCCAUCCGCGUUGCAGCGACGAACAUCUCGCCAGUGGCUCAUUGGGGUCUCUACGGCGGGUCCGGGAUCGCCGCCAGGGUCCAGUCGGCGUUCGCCAGCGUCAUGAAGAACAAACACAACAUCAACAUAUCGUUCCAGCACCUGGUGCACGCCGAGAAGGACAAGGCGAAGCGGGAGUUCGCCUUGGCACAGCAUGAUGCCCCGUUCGUCGUCGAGCUGUCGGAGUCCCUCUGCAACCACGCGGCACGGAACGAGAGGGCAAACGAUGAGCAAGCGCCUUUGCCCCAUUGCUGUCUCCUGGACAGUGGCUUCCCCUGCGCGUCGAGGACACCUGCGAGCAGCGCGGCCCAUCGGAACGUCAACUGUUGCCGCGCGGGCGAGGGCGACACGGGGAUGGGGCUCCAGACAACCCUUUGCGUUAUCGACGCUCAUGUUCCUGACGUCGCCCUCCUGGAGUGCGUGCCGUCCUUGCAGCAGCAGACCGACGACGAGCUCGAGUCGGACGCGACUUACAUCGUCAAGGAGCUCUCGGCCAGGGGCUACUGGGCACACGCGGCAGUCAUGGACGCAAGGGAGCACGGGUCGUUUCCAUCCAGGACGCGGCUCUAUUGGUGUGGGCUUCGCAACGUAGUCGGGGACAGCGACGACAUGACCCUGUACUUUACUCGGAUGCUAUCGGCAACGAAGGUCCCCGAUGAUCGGCGCCACUACUCGGCCUACAUCACCGUGGACAGGGGCCAGCUGCGCUUGGAGAGCGAGCGCGUUGGCCUGCCUUUGCGCUCCGAGCUCUCGCCCGCCAUCGAGUCGGACUUGAGGGGCCCGGGCUGGAAGGUUGAGCACGCGACGUGUUUCAAGGCCGCGGGGAUCGAGUGGCCCCCCGACUUGGCGGCGUGGCCCGCGGUCGACACAGGAGGUCUCUUGCCGCGGGAAGUGGAGGCGGCGAUUUACUUGCACAAGGUAUGGCCCCCGCCAGAGGGCAAGGGCGCUGAGUUCCUCGACAUCAACCCGGGCUUCAGUCGCUUGCUGAAGGGGUGUUACGAUGAGGACGGGAAGCCGAUCCCCGAGAAGACACCUUGGAGGCCGCGACCGUCCGGGCUGCUCGGCUCAACCAAGCUGAUGGUGAGGCUUCGGGGCCUGAGCGGGAAGCGGGCGCGCUGCGUUCGCGCCGUCGAAGCCAUCGAGAUGUUCCGCCUCAUCGGCUGGGCGGACUCGGAUUGGAGGCGUGGGCCUUGGCCGCAGGACUCCGCGGUCACCCCCGAGAAGAUGGUGCAGCUGUGCUCGAACAUGAGUGGCAAUGCUUUCUGCGCUUACCACUACCUGGCGUGGCUGAUGGCAUCUCUGGCAACCUUCGGAAAGUUCCAUUCGUCCAUGUCAAAUGCCAAGACGGGCGAGCCCGCGGAGCCGCCGCCCGCCGCCGAGUGCAGCGACGACAGCAGCGACUCUGACUAG